Messenger RNA from Carassius gibelio (silver crucian carp), 2432 nucleotides. Its product is annotated as N-acetylglucosamine-6-sulfatase-like. Gene Ontology annotation, molecular function: N-acetylglucosamine-6-sulfatase activity; glycosaminoglycan binding. Gene Ontology annotation, biological process: glycosaminoglycan metabolic process. Lineage: Eukaryota; Metazoa; Chordata; Actinopteri; Cypriniformes; Cyprinidae. The transcript has 13 exons. The record is from RefSeq and is a predicted model, not a curated record. The coding region runs from base 132 to 1667 and encodes 511 amino acids.
CACACUGAGUGUCUCACUUCCUUAAACUUUCUCAGUUCAUCUCAUCGUGUGCGCUGCAGUUCUCCACCCACGGCUGCCUAACUCUGUGUUCCCAGGCUUCCAGACCUCGGGUUCGGUCUGGUGUUGGUCUCAUGGCGAGCGCGCGGGUCGGUCAGUGGAGGUCCAGCGCGCGGGUCGUGUCCUGUGUACUCGUCGCGCUCCUCACCUGUACGCUCAGGUGUUCAGAAGGCGUCAAACUGAGCAACAUCAUCCUCAUUCUCACCGACGACCAGGAUGUGGAGAUGGGGGGAAUGACGCCCAUGAAGAAGACCAAAGAACUGAUCGGUGAUGCUGGUGUAACUUUCUCCAAUGCUUUCACUGCCACCCCUCUGUGCUGUCCCAGUCGCAGCAGCAUCCUCACUGGUAAAUAUCCACACAAUCAUUUGGUCCGAAAUAACUCAAUUUCUGGAAACUGCAGCAGCACGGCGUGGCAGAAGGAGGCCGAGCCUUUUGCCUUUCCGGUUUACCUCAAUAAGCUGCGCUACCAAACCUUCUAUGGCGGGAAAUACCUGAAUCAGUAUGGAAGUAAAGAUGCAGGCGGUGUGGCUCAUGUGCCUCCUGGCUGGGACCAAUGGCACGCACUGGUGGGAAACUCUAAAUAUUACAAUUACACACUGUCUGUAAAUGGAAAAGAGGAAAAGCAUGGAGACAACUAUGAGAAGGACUAUCUCACAGACCUAGUUUUAAACCAGUCGCUGCAUUUCCUGGAGGAGCGGAGCCCCAAUCACCCGUUUUUCAUGAUGUUGUGUCCGCCGUCUCCUCACUCGCCGUGGACGGCCGCCCCUCAGUAUCAGCAGUCCUUCAGCGACGUCAAAGCACCACGUGACGGCAGCUUCAACAUGCCUGGAAAGGAUAAACAUUGGUUACUACGGCAGCCUGCAAAUCCAAUGCCAAACAGCUCCAUUGAGUACCUUGAUAACGCUUACCGCAGGAGAUGGCAGACACUUCUGUCAGUGGACGACAUGGUGGAGCAGCUGAUUAAUAAACUGGAUUCAAUAAAAGAGUUGAACAACACAUACAUCUUCUACACGUCUGAUCAUGGCUAUCACACCGGCCAGUUCUCAUUGCCUAUUGACAAGAGACAGCUUUAUGAGUUUGAUAUUCGCAUCCCUCUCUUGGUUCGGGGUCCAGGAAUCAAACCUAAACAAACACUUCAGUCUCCAGUGCUGAAUAUAGAUCUUUCUAUGACUAUCCUGGACAUCGCAGGAGUAAAUCUCUCCACCGUCAGCAUGGAUGGACAGUCUUUCCUGCCACAGAUGGCACCAUCGUUGCGAUACGGCACCGAACGGCCCUUCUUUCUGAUUGAAUACACCGGGGAGGGUAAUUCGUCUGAAGAUCCCAGCUGCCCUAAACUCGGCCCUGGACUAGCUGAAUGCUUCCCAGACUGCGUAUGUGAAGACGCCUUCAACAACACAUACGCCUGCGUCAGGACUCUGAAGGAUGCAAACCUGCAGUACUGCGAGUUUGCAGACAACGAGUCGUUCGUAGAGGUGUACAACCUGACGUCGGAUCCCCAUCAGCUGGAGAACAUUGUGAAGAAGGUCGAUCCUGCGCUUCUGCAGAUCAUGAACCAAAGGCUGAUCAAGCUGGAGUCCUGCACAGGCGACAGCUGUCGAAACGUCAAAUAAGACUGUGCCAGAGGGCGGGCCGGACCCCAGCUCCAGCAGUGAACGCUAAGUUUAGUAAUGUGAAGAUUUAUCAGGGUGUUGACUUGCACACAUCUCUCCACCGAAAUUCUUAAAGAGAUAGUUCUUUCCUAUCAGUAUUUACUCACUCUUAUUACUACUAUACAAUGAAACUGAUGACAUUAGGGUGAGUAAAUAUUUACAGAAAUGUUAUAUUUGGCACGAACUCUCCCUUGAAUUCUUAUCUGGGAAGUCACACACACUUCCCUCCUUAAGAUGUGAAUGUAUCUACCGCGUGAUUCUAGUUCAUAUGCUGUCAUACAGCUACAUGAACAGUUUCUAAGGGCUUGAACUAGUUCGACUGAAGGUUACUUGUCGUCAGUCUUGCCUUACUUCCUACUCCUUAUUUGUUUCAGCACUUUUAUGAUGAAUGAAUGUUUAAUUCAAGUCUUGUCAUGAUUUGCAAAAUAUACUAGAAUCAAAACAUUCACCCCUAGCAUUUUAAGAGUCGUUUUUCUGUUUGACCUUUAUUCUCGGUUAUGCAUGGUUGUUUUAUUUCAAUUUUUCAUACUGUGAAUUGAACCUUAUGUAUCCAUAACUGCAAAUGCUCACGUGCCUCAGUGGAAAUCCUGUUCUGAUCUUAUUUUUUUAAAUUUAAAGGGAAAGGUCUGAUAUUUAAGGGAAAUUUGCCAAUUUUGAUUGUUGUGCUUUUAUAUGAUACAAAUGUUUCAUUUUGAAGAAUCAAUAAAUUUAUGGGGGAAAAAAAGA